This is a messenger RNA of Pyrenophora tritici-repentis Pt-1C-BFP, 1335 nucleotides long. Its product is annotated as CarA, Carbamoylphosphate synthase small subunit. Lineage: Eukaryota; Fungi; Ascomycota; Dothideomycetes; Pleosporales; Pleosporaceae. The record is from RefSeq and is a predicted model, not a curated record. Gene Ontology annotation, biological process: 'de novo' pyrimidine nucleobase biosynthetic process; L-glutamine metabolic process; L-arginine biosynthetic process. Gene Ontology annotation, cellular component: carbamoyl-phosphate synthase complex; cytoplasm. Gene Ontology annotation, molecular function: carbamoyl-phosphate synthase (glutamine-hydrolyzing) activity.
AUGCGCAAGGCUACAGAGAUCUCCAAUGAACCCGCUACAUUUACCAUCAAGAACGGACCCAUCUUCGAGGGCAGGUCCUUUGGUGCCAAAACCAACGUCUCUGGCGAGGCCGUCUUUACCACCUCGCUCGUCGGAUACCCCGAGUCUAUGACUGACCCCUCAUACCGUGGUCAGAUUCUCGUCUUCACACAACCGCUUAUUGGCAACUAUGGAGUUCCAUCAAGCGCCCGCGAUGAGCAUGGCCUGCUCCGCUACUUUGAGUCGCCAUGGAUCCAAGCAUCGGGUAUUGUCGUCCAGGACUACGCUCUGAAGCACAGCCAUUGGACUGCGGUCGAGUCACUUGCACAAUGGUGUGCUCGUGAGGGUGUUCCCGCCAUCUCGGGCGUUGAUACUCGUGAGAUUGUCACAUACCUCCGUGAACAAGGUUCUUCCCUUGCUCGCAUCUCAGUUGGAGAGGAGUACGAUGCCGAUGAGGAUGAGGCUUACAUCGACCCUGAGGCUAUCAACCUCGUCCGUCGCGUAUCCACCAAGGCACCUUUCCACGUCAGCUCUUCUCUGGGCGACAUGCAUGUGGCUCUGAUCGACUGCGGUGUCAAGGAGAACAUUCUCCGCAGCCUCGUCUCUCGCGGUGCUAGCGUUACCUGCUUCCCCUUUGACUACCCCAUCCACAAGGUUGCGCACCACUUUGACGGAGUCUUCAUCUCCAACGGCCCAGGUGACCCAACCCACUGCACCACCACCGUGCACAACCUCCGCAAGCUCUUCGAGACGUCGCAAAUCCCUGUCAUGGGUAUCUGUAUGGGUCACCAAUUGAUUGCGCUCGCUGCCGGAGCAAAGACAAUCAAGCUCAAGUACGGAAACCGUGCCCACAACAUCCCCGCACUUGACCUUACCACUGGCAAAUGCCACAUCACCUCGCAAAAUCACGGCUACGCCGUUGAUCCCACCACUCUAACCAGCGAGUGGAGGGAAUACUUUACCAACCUCAACGACCAGUCCAACGAGGGUCUCAUCCACAACUCCCGUCCCAUCUUCAGCGCUCAGUUCCACCCCGAAGCAAAGGGCGGACCCCUUGACUCGGCCUACCUCUUUGACAAGUACAUGGAAAAUGUCCAGCAGUACAAGAGCCACCAGGCUGGUUUCUCGGAGCGCAACAACAAGCCCAGCCCUCUUCUUGUUGACUUGCUCAGCAAGCAGCGUGUUGGCGUUCACCCUGCUGCACCGGACUUUGAGGGCCAUGCUGCGGGUAUGGACGGUCAGCAGAUUGAUAUUGGAGGCCCGGUUGCGCCUUCUUACCAGCCUAUUACUCAGAAGCCUGUUGCUUCUGCUGCUUAG